ACUAUAAUUAAUAAAAAAUUUCAAUUGAUCAUUACGGUUAAUAGACUCAAUUUAUAACAAUUUAUGGUGCCGUGACUCGGAUAAGGAAGAGUAGGGAUACAGUCCUUCAGGGGGGGCGCCCCGCAAGAUUUUUGCGGCUCUGAGGAGGCUGUUUCUUUUUACUAAAAUCCUUACCGACGAACCUAAAUUAAAGGAUAUCGAGCAAAAAGGAACCGGUAAGAUCCCAUAAAUUUUGUGCACGAAAGUCCGGACGAAGACGCAGGAGGCGUAGGGACGCGUGAGUAUAACGCGGGAUACCGUUCGGUCGGGGUCGGGUUUUCCUGGAAUACGCUAAUUGAGAGGUUCGAUAUACUGAACCAAGUGAGUGUGGACCCUUAAGUACUGCGUUUCCCAACUCCCGCGAGGGACUGGGCCAGGAACAAGGGGAACGUGUGUGUGUGUGAAAGAAGGUAUUCCAGAAGAUGGGUUCGAAGAAUAGUAAGCCUUCGAUUCCCAUGGGUGGGUUACCCAAGGUACCUAAGGAUACGCCCCUAGGACAUAUUCUGAGUAACUGGAAAAACUUUCCUGGAACGUCUGGGAAAAAGAAACAUAAAAUGAUCAGUUAUUGUACAAAAGUUUGGGGAGGGAAACAGAUUUCUAAAUCUGUAUAUUGGCCAGUAUAUGGGUCAGAGGAAGAUUGGGUAAGGCAGCAACUAAAUCUCUGGGUUAAUACUAAAACACCAUUCAACCCAGAAGAGAGUGACUAUGCAAAAAUAUGGAUACAAUGUCCACAAGACACAAUGUCUCUCUAUCCAGUUAGUGAAACGAAAGAGAAACGUGAAAAACGAAAAGAGGAAUUGGAAGAGAGUCUCUUAGUCCCACCUCCAUAUGCCCCACCACCCAUACAGGCGCCAGCGAUACCCCAGGCACCUGCUUUGCCAUCAGAACCGAACCCAGGUUCUCCCCCUUCAAGGCCCAGAACUCGUAGUCAGAAAGGAACUACUCAAAUAUACCCUUUAAGGGAAAUACCUAUGGGGGGAGCCCAACCUGAAAUAGGGUUUAUAUCGGUUCCCUUAAAUUCGGCUGAUCUUAGAGAUUUUAAAAAAGAGGAGAUGGGGAAUCUAAUAGAAGACCCCAUAGGAGUGGCCGAGAGAUUGGACCAGUUUCUAGGUCCUAAUAUAUACACCUGGGACGAAAUGCAGUCAAUACUUACUCGUUUAUUUACAACCGAAGAACGAGAGAUGAUCCGGCGUGCAGGAAUGAGGCUCUGGGAUAUACAACAUGCCCAAGGACCUCAAGCUGAUACUAAAUGGCCACUUCAAAGACCUAAUUGGAGUAAUCAAGAUCCAAAUCAUAGAGUCCAUAUGCAGGACUUAAGAACUAUAGUAAUCCAGGGUAUCCGAGAAGCUGUCCCUCGGGGUCAAAACAUCAAUAAGGCCUUUAAUGAAAGACAGAAAAAAGAUGAGAGUCCAACUGACUGGCUGGAGCGCUUAAGAAAAGCACUCCAGUUAUACUCAGGGCUAGAUCCUGACACACCCUUAGGACAAGCCCUUCUAAAAACUCAAUUCGUGGCAAAAUCCUGGGAAGAUAUAAGAAAGAAAAUCGAAAAAUUGGAAAAUUGGCAGGACAGAGGAUCAGAGAUGAAGAGAUUGUAAAAUCAGAAUAGGAUAGUCAGGGGCUCUACCUUUUAGGGGAUCGGAGUCAUCCAGAGCCCUUGAUAAAAUUGAAAAUAGGUCCCCAAAAACAGGAGUUCACCUUUUUAAUAGAUACUGGAGCUGAAAAAUCAACAAUUAGACAAUUACCUAUGGGUUGUAAAUUGUCUCCUGAAAAGGUCCAAGUCAUUGGAGCUAAGGGAGAACCGUUUGAAGUAAAUAAAAUUAAGGAUGUAUUAUUUGAAACAAAUAAUAUAUAUGGAAUAGGUGAACUCCUUCUCGUCCCUGAAGCAGAAUAUAAUUUAUUGGGACGAGAUUUAAUUAUAGAAUUGAAAUUGGAAAUCAAAGUAGAAGAUAAGAAAUUAAAGGUGUCAAUAUAUCCUUUAAAUGUUACAGAUGAA
Aquila chrysaetos chrysaetos is the source of this 2032-nucleotide messenger RNA. RefSeq lists its product as uncharacterized. Lineage: Eukaryota; Metazoa; Chordata; Aves; Accipitriformes; Accipitridae. The coding region runs from base 462 to 1634 and encodes 390 amino acids. The record is from RefSeq and is a predicted model, not a curated record. Gene Ontology annotation, biological process: virion assembly. The transcript has 2 exons.